Acipenser ruthenus (sterlet) is the source of this 2129-nucleotide messenger RNA. Its product is annotated as zinc finger C2HC domain-containing protein 1C-like. The transcript has 3 exons. Lineage: Eukaryota; Metazoa; Chordata; Actinopteri; Acipenseriformes; Acipenseridae. The record is from RefSeq and is a predicted model, not a curated record. The coding region runs from base 267 to 2078 and encodes 603 amino acids.
UUUUGGGUUUUUUUUGUUUCCAGGCAACGCCUGUCAACAAACGCUGCGGUAAACGACUGAAAAAAAUUCAGAUGCAGUAUCAGGAAAAGAAAGGGGAUAAAGAGGACUGCGGCUGCACAGUCCCUAUAGAGCGGUGUAAAAGCAACUUUUAGGAAAGCAGAAUGAAGCCAGCAUGCACUUAAAACAGUGCAAAUAAUUUACCGAAGUGUACUACAGAAAAACAGCAUUGAAAACAGGAUAUAUUGGGAGGGAAAAAAACCAACUGAAUGGCUCACCUGAAAAUGGCACCAUAUUCUCAAAAUGGCAGUCUGCCUGCUGGUGACAAAAACCUUUCUAAACUCCCAUCACUGGGGCUUAGAGUGCUGCACACAUCUAAGGCUCUGUCUAAACUUGAACUGAUGAAAAACAAUUUUCAACAGAAACAAUUAGAAGAAAAAGAACAAAAACUGAUUGCUAUGCAUAACCAACAACAGCAAGCUGCUCUCUGUAAAGUGAGACACACUUUCCAACCUCAAACUUAUUCUGCAGCACACAGGAGAGUAAGUAGCCAGCCAGGUGUUACCCAGCACAGAGGCUACAAUUCUGCAGGGGGUAGAUGCAACCCUUCAAACCUGUUUGAUCAGGAACCUGCUUCCACUGCACCUUCCAAGAAAACUACUGGGGUGGACAGAGCUUACCCGCUAAAACCAGUUUACUACAGGAAAGCAGUUAGUCUCAAUGACGUAUUCAGAGCUGGAGAUGCCAAGUCCCAGAAGCCUAUGCAGCCAACAAGAAAUUCACCAUUCAAGCCUUCUCCACCUGCAGAUGCUCGUGUAAGAUCCAACCCGAGGACUGGAAGGUAUUCUGGAGUCCAUAACCUUGAGUAUAUGACACCGUCCCCAGCUACUGUAAACCGGUUGAGAGGGACAGCCACCAGGUCAAAGACAGGUGGGCAGCGGCGUUUACAGGGAGAGAAAAGCAGCCCAGAUGAGAAAGAGUGGUACCUACAGGAAGAGAUCAGAAAGAAAGAGGCUGUCCUCCGAGAGAAGCUCAGGAGAACAGAAGAAGAGCUGCGGAGGAUUCAGAGGGAGAGGGAGCUUGUGGAGGAAAGGAAAGAAAGAGAAAAGCAGGGCCAAAGAGGAAGAGCACAGGUAAAAUACCAUUCAGCCUAUUCAACAGGAGAUGAAUCUAGCAGCAGCAGUGACAGUGCUCUUACAGGACCUUAUAGAGUCUCAGAAGGGUCUGAUGAUGAGGAGCCGAUGAUCAACAUAAGAAGAAAGAUCCAAGUUAAUCAACGGAAAGCAAAAGACACUGCCCAUGUCUCAUAUCCAGCUGAAAAUAACAGUCACAUGAGACCACACUCUCACUCCAAUGAGUCCCGCUCAGAAAAACUUAAAAGAGUCUCUAGCAAUUACAUAUUAAGAGAAAUCAAUGAGUCUCCCAACCGUUAUAACACAUAUGUUAAACAACAAGGCAAACAUUUCUUAACUGAAGAAAACGUCUCUUAUCACAACAUGUCGGUUCCAGAAACUAGUUUUGCAAAUCAUACUGUACAUUUUAAGGAAGAAACACCAGCAGAAAAUGCUGAUUUAACCACAAGCGGUGGUAGGCACUGUAAUCUUUAUGAAGACAAACAAAAUGAGGAUGGCCAGCAUGAUGCAAGUUCCCAGCUGGUAGUCUGUACAUCCUGUAACCGAAAAUUUGCUGCAGACAGACUGGAAAGGCACAGCAAGAUCUGUGAAAAGAUGCAGAAUUCAACACGGAAAGUUUUUGACUCCACCAAGCACAGAGCCAAGGGGACUGACCUGGAGCAAUACAUCAACAGAAGGAGCAAAAAUACUUCACCCCAGCCAAAGAAGAACACCUGGAGACAUAAGCAUGAAACGUUUAUUCGCAACAUUCAGCAAGCCAGACUGGUGCAGCAAGUGAUCGCUAAAGGUGGGAAAGCGUCUGACCUGCCUCCACCACUGCCUGACGAGAAUCCAGACUACGUUUCCUGCCCACACUGCGCUCGUCGUUUUGCCCCAAGGGUAGCAGAGAGACACAUUCCAAAAUGUGAGAAUAUCAAGAGCAGACCACCUCCACCGAGAAGAACGUGAUAACAUUGGAGAGACACCAGAGGACUGUUCACAGUGGGGGGGGGGGGGGGG